Molecule: messenger RNA, 5781 nt
Organism: Varanus komodoensis (Komodo dragon)
Lineage: Eukaryota; Metazoa; Chordata; Lepidosauria; Squamata; Varanidae
Gene: PHF20
Product: PHD finger protein 20
Exons: 18
Coding region: 1020-4037 (1005 amino acids)
Biological process (GO): regulation of transcription by RNA polymerase II
Cellular component (GO): NSL complex; MLL1 complex
Source: RefSeq, a predicted model, not a curated record
CCAGCAUUCAGGAAAUAGCAGUCUCUGGCUUUGUGUUAAAGGGUGGAGGGGGCAGGUAUAGGAAGUUGCUCUACAGCCUUGCUGUGUGCCCUGCACCUUGUUGGCUGGAACUGUGUGCUACCACCUUGUGCUGCAUGCCUAGCUCUGUAUUUCUUUUGCUUUUAUGCUUUCCCCAUUAAAACUAGAAGAGAGGGUCAUGGAUAUGGGUGUUCCAUUCCAGUUCUCUCUGUGGGGUAAUCUCUCUGGUUGGUAGCAACAUUUGGUACAGCCUUUACUAUGGGAGUAGAAGUAGUAUAGCUGCAACAGCUGAGUAGUGAGCUGUAGGAAUGGGAUUUUUGUAGGAGUUGUAAAGCUGUUACAUAUGGGUAGCAAGCUGCAAGUCUGAUAUAUAUCAAGAGGCUAGCAUUCUGGAGCCUUGUUUUGAAGCUGCUGUUCUGACUUGCAUCUGUAUAACAAAAGUGGUUGAGCCCAUCUGUUUAUCCAUCACCACCAUAUCUCUGAGAUUGUGAAACCUGGACAUCUGAAACUUGGGGUGCAUAUUAAGGUGAACUGAUGUAUAUAACAGAUGUAUAUAACAGGGUUACUUUUUAGCACAUUCAUUAAUUUAAAUGUAUCUCUAUGCUUGAAGCCUGCUGUACUUCUUCAGUCACUAGUAGCAGACUUUCCUAACCAGCUAUGUACUUCAUAUAAUUUGAAUUUGGAGCAAAUUAGUAGAUUUACUAAGGGACAGACCUUUCCCUACCCCUUUCCUUCUGUGAGACGAGGUCCUCUUCAGAGCAGUGGAGUGUACAGAUCUCUUCAGCAUUUCCCAUUGCUUGGAGCAGAUGUCUCUAACCAGUACAUAUUUUUGUUGUUAAUUCAGUUUGAAGCCAGGAGUGAUUAGUCAGCUAAAAAACUCAGUUAUUUACCUGUUUCCUUCCUUUUUCUAAGGAAUGGACACAGCCCUUCCUUUCUGAGCUCCAGGAGUGCACUUCACAGGGAUUGUUCCCAGGGGAAUAAAAGCAGCGGCUUAUAACAAAAUGAGAAAACAUCCACCAAACAGAAGAGGUAUCAGCUUUGAAGUGGGAGCCCAGUUGGAAGCACGAGACAGAUUAAAAAACUGGUAUCCAGCUCAUAUUGAAGAAAUUGAUUAUGAAGAAGGAAAAGUGCUUAUCCAUUUUAAACGAUGGAAUCAUCGUUAUGAUGAAUGGUUUUGUUGGGAUAGUCCUUAUUUACGUCCUUUAGAAAAAAUACAAUUAAGAAAGGAAGGAUUGCAUGAAGAAGAAGGCUCUUCUGGAUUUCAUAUAAAUGAUCAGGUGUUGGCUUGCUGGUCUGAUUGUCGUUUUUAUCCAGCCAAAGUUACUUCUGUUAACAAGGAUGGUACUUAUACUGUGAAAUUUUAUGAUGGUGUAAUUCAGACUGUCAAGAAUAUACAUGUCAAAGCUUUUUCCAAAGAUCAGUCUAUUGUGAGUAAUCCAAGACCUAAGGAAAGAGGUAAUGAAAUCCCUUCAUCUCCAGAAAGAUGGGAAAAAUUUAAAGAACAGACAAAAGCAACCGAUAAUAAUAAAAAAGACAAGGAUGAAAAGACGUUAAAAGUUGAGCGAAGAUCUAAGCCUGAUAAAGAAGGAAAGCUAAUAGUUCCUUCAGAAAAAAGUAAGGCAUCUGAAAAGGCUUUGCCUAAGGAUGGGAAAGAAGACAAAGAGAAUAUAUCUGAAAAUGAUAGAGAAUUCUCAAUAGAUACACAGAUAGAAAAGAAACCUGAAAAUGAUAAUGUGAAGCCCCCACCAGAAAACCUCAAAGAAACGAAAAGACGUCGUGGUAGACCACCUGUGGUGCCUCCAACAGAACAAGGCUCUCAAACUCUCCAGCCAAUAACUUUAGAACUGAGAAGGCGGAAAAUACCUAAAGGAGGAGAAGUUCCUUCAAAACGUCCCAGACUCCAGAAGAACAUGUCGCAAGAAAAGUUGAAAAAUGGUUCGGACAAUGAAAAUUCGAUCAAGAGGCGAUCGAGACAUUCUACAAGUAGUAGUCAUGACACUUUAGACACUGAUGUUAUCACACCACUGUUGGAUGAAAGUCAACAUUUAAAAGAGCUUGAAUCUAGUCCAAAAGAAAUCAAUGAAGGUCCCUUAGAUGUAUGUAUUCAGUCUGACCGAAAGAUAAGUGAAGAAUUACUUCUCUCUUCAGAAGAAGUAUCUCAGACUCCAGUAGAUGACAGCAGAUUAAAGGACGAGGACAUAACAGAGUCUUCUUCUAUGCUUGAAUUGCCAGAGUUUUCAGAUACUUCAGUUACAGUGACCAGUGCUUCUAAGAGAAACGAUGAUUUUACUGCUGCAAAGAGUAUAAUUGAGCAUGAACCCAAAUUUAGAUGCAAGUUCUUGGACUGUUCCAAAUCUUUUCGGAAAGCCAAACUGCUACAUUAUCAUAUGAAGUAUUUCCAUGGGAUUGAGAAAUCACCAGAGCCACAGCAGAAUCUGGCAACAAGAAAUAUUCAGACAAGAGGUUCUUUAGCUUCUGAAAAAGCCAAUCAGGAAUGUUCUAACAGAAGGCGAACUACAUCUGGUAGUUUGUCUUCUAAAGAGAAGGAGAAGAACAAAGAGAAGAAACCCAGAGACAUUGUAAGAUCAAAAUCAAAAAAGAAGAAGAAGAAGAAGAAGAAACCAAAAUCAGAACAUUCAGGGAGUGAAGAAAAUGUUGAUUUUUCCCAAGAUCUUUCUUCUCCGAGAUCAGCCAUUGCAACAAGAUAUAAUUCAGCAAAUCGAACUGGUGCGCAUCUAAAUACACAACUACAUGGCUCUGAUUCCGGGCAUCGUAAAAAUAAAUUGAAAAUAAAUGAGGAUGAUACCAUGAGUGAGUCAUCUGCAGAUAGUUUGCAUUGGAGUGAUGAUGACUGCAGUCGCGACAUUGAUGUCACAACUAAUCCUGAUGAGGAUCUUGAAGAUGAUGAUAAUGACUUUGAAAUAGUUCGGUGCAUUUGUGAAGUGGAGGAAGAAAAUGACUUUAUGAUUCAGUGUGAAGAAUGUCUCUGUUGGCAGCAUGGAGUUUGUAUGGGUUUGUUAGAAGAGAAUGUACCUGAAAAAUAUACCUGCUAUAUUUGUCAAGAUCCUCCAGGUACAAAGAUUUCUAAAGUUGCAGAAUCUUCUAAUAGUAAACGUUCCAGCUUGAAGUACUGGUAUGAGAAGGAGUGGCUUUGCAAUGGUCACAUGCAUGGCUUAGCAUUUUUGGGAGAAAAUUAUUCACAUCAGAAUGCUAAGAAAAUAGUAGCUACACACCAGCUUCUUGGUGAUGUGCAAAAAGUAAUAGAAGUGCUACAUGGACUUCAACUGAAGAUGAGCAUCUUGCAAAGCAAAGAGCAUCCCAAUUUGAAACUCUGGUGUCAGCCAUGGAAGCAUCUUGAAGUAGAAGAAAAAUCAAAUUCCACACACCUCAUUCACAUUGAAGAAAAUUGUUGUAAAGAGGAGACCACAAGUUACAGAACUUUUAAUGGAACCAUUGAGAAACCUUCAACCAUUCCUUCUGUAGAAGAGUCUUAUAUCACUAGUGAACAUUGUUACCAAAAACCUCGCGCCUACUAUCCUGCUAUAGAACAGAGACUUGUUGUAGAAACAAGAAAUUCAGACAUAGACGAUGGUGUCAAUCGGAUUAGAGAGAAUGGAGAUGAUACUGUAGUGGAAAGAUUAGGAUGGGAGCUGGAUAGAGAAAUACGCAAGGUGGAAAAUGAGUCAAAACAUAAUUACUCUAAGGUAAGAGAAAAAGUCACAUCAGAAGAAGAUAUUGAAGUGAAACUGCUGGAAAAAGAGAAGGAAGGAGUUGUGAAUUCUCAGCUGCAAUGGCAGUUGAACCUUUUAGCUCAUGUAGAGUCUCUGCAAGAUGAAGUUACUCAUAGGAUGGAUUUAAUUGAAAAGGAAUUGGAUGUUUUAGAGAGCUGGUUGGAUUAUACCGGAGAGCUGGAACCACCAGAACCACUAGCUAGACUACCCCAACUUAAACAUUGUAUAAAACAACUCCUUACAGACUUGGGCAAAGUACAACAAAUAGCACUUUGCUGUUCAACAUGAUGUUGGAGACUUCUACAGGAUGGCUGGAGCAUACCACAAGAUGAGCACUCUCUGUUUAAGUGGAUUAGCAUGCUUGCUGCAUGUUGAUACAGAACUGACUUCAGGGAAUUGUAUAGGGACAAGGGUUACUCUUCAGAGAAGUAAUGAGAUUGCCCUUAUUUUUGUUUGUUUGGCUUUGCUAGGCAUUUUUAACAUUAUGGAAAGGGAUUUAUUCAGACGCUAAGAGCAGGCUGACAAUAGACUUUUCAUUCCUUGUAUCAAGUUGUUGAAUUAAACAUUAAUGUUCUUCGCAUAUAUACACUGACAAAAUUGUGCCACUGGAGAACAAAGUUCUAAGAGCCAAAAAUGAUUAGUUGACCAAGGCUGUAAAUUACAUUCUGCAUAGUUUAUUUAAGUGAAUAGUGUACCAGAUGGAGUCAUACUUUAUUCAAAUGGUUUAUGCAUAACCACAGUAUUUAAUCAAUAGAAAAUAUUAUUUUCAAGCCUAGCAAGUAUGAAUGUCUAAUUUUAUUGUAAACUGUUACAAGAGUUGGCAGAUAAUGACCUGAAACUUGUCUACUAUUUUAAAUAGAUGUAGUAGAAGGUCACAACUUGGUUGCACUUCUCUUACUAGUAAAUGAUUGUUUUCCAUAUUUAUCAUGUCAUUGUAGCAUGACUUUUAUGGUACUGGGAAACCCAUUUAUGUUGUACUUCUGUGCAUUCUUGAAUUUCUAAAUCUGACCAUGCUGUGCCUCCCAUGACCUAGUGCUGAUGCAACACCCUUAUGGAAGAGUACAGAACAGUCUGUGAGGUAAAAGGUAUACUACACAAAUACAGAUUUAGCCAUGGUCCGUGAUAGACACAGAGUAGUUUUCUAUCCUACUGUUAAUAAUUGCCAUUCCGGUUAUAGUUUAAAAUGUAGUCUUUUACAUAUUAUAAACUUUCUCAUUGUAGAGACUUGUAAAUGUGUGGUUUUGGGAAUCAGUUUAUUUUAUAUUUGUGUAAAUGAAGCCUCAAGAUCUAUGCAUGAGGUACUGUCCCUAAAAGCAGUGGGACAUUAUGUUAAACAGUAUGUUUUCAAAAUCCCUUUUGUACUCUUCAUUUUUAGUUUUCUUAUUUGUAUUAUUUGUGAGAACAAAGUGAAAAUGCUGCUUAAGUUGAAGCUUAUACAUUAUACAGUACCUUUUGAAAACAUUGGUGUAUUGUAAGUAUUUGAUAUGUUUAAAAAUGCAUUUGCCUGCAGAUCUUAUUUCCAUCAUUGUUUUUUUCUUUUUUUGUUAGAUAACAUCUGGGACAAAAGUUAACUUUGAGGUAGACAGGAGUGGACUAUUUUUGCAUUGAGGGUGUUCUGAAUGUUGGAAUUUGUAUUACCUUGGUAACAAAAUUCUGGUUUUGACACCACCAAAGUUUAAGAUUAAAGCACAUUUGUGAGUUGAAGACCUGUUAAGUGUACAAAUUGAUAAUUAUGGAUAUAAAUCUGUAAUGUUUAUAUGCUGCAGAAUUAUGUAAAUUUCAGUUAGCCAAUGUUUGUCACAGAAGUAACAAUGACUACAAUUAACAUUUUGACCAGCUGAUUUCUUUCUCAAAUAAUUUCUACACUAUUCAGAGUUGAAACAAAGGAUUUUGUGCCAAGACUAAUUUCAGGGAAAAAUUUGUCUCCAAUUCCUUGGCACUUAUUGGUUAUGAGUGUAACAUCUGUACAGCAGAUAAAACUUAUUUUGCUGUAAUAAUUUGGAAUAAAGCUCAUGUGAUCAUUAAAUGACAA